Puccinia triticina is the source of this 4707-nucleotide messenger RNA. RefSeq lists its product as uncharacterized. The record is from RefSeq and is a predicted model, not a curated record. NCBI's taxonomy places the organism in Eukaryota, Fungi, Basidiomycota, Pucciniomycetes, Pucciniales, Pucciniaceae. The transcript has 9 exons. Bases 1 to 4707 code for a protein of 1568 amino acids. Gene Ontology annotation, biological process: transmembrane transport. Gene Ontology annotation, cellular component: membrane. Gene Ontology annotation, molecular function: ATP hydrolysis activity; ATP binding; ABC-type transporter activity.
AUGUGGGCUGAUCAGUCUUUCCAUUUCUACGGCCAAGUCCAGCAGCCGAUUGGACUUAAUUUCCCAGCCACCCCAUCGCCAUUUUCGCAUCUUCCGCCUCUUGCCACGGCUUUCAAGAAUACAUCCUCCGGCACUGCCAAUCGAGGCUCAACCACUCCGGGAAGAUGUUCGCUAUCCUAUCGCGCCGACGACCCCUUCUCGCUCUGGAACCCCUUCGAUCAAUCCCGCUUCGAUCUCACCGUCUGCUUCAAGUAUUCGCUCUACCUCCUCCCGUUCUUGGUCAUCCUCAUCAACGGCUCCGUUGAUCUCUACAAGCUCUCCGCUCGGCCGGUCAUCCAGCCCAAGUCGUCCAACCGAACCCUGAUCAGGCUGUCGCAACUGACCUACAUCAGCAAACUGCUCUUGAUCAUCGUGGUGUCAAUCUUCCAACUGGCGUACUCCGCCAUCCUCUUCGUCCGAUCCGGAUGGUGGGAUCCCGUCGAGUGUCUCUCCAACCUUGUGAUCUGUGCCAGUCUGUUGUUUGCGAUCCCAUUGCACCACCUGUCUCACCAGCGAUCCCAACGGUCAUCGACCAGUUUGCUAUUCUUUCACCUCUUCUUCCUCGUCACCUCGGCCAUCGAACUGCGAUCUCACCUCGACCACUCCUUGCUACACCAACACCCACAUCAAACCGGGUUCCUCAUCCUCAGAUCUCUCUUGAUCACCACCGUCUUCGUCCUCGAGUGUCUCGGCCCGUUCAAGUAUGACGACCACACCUACUCAUUCGGUGAAGAUGGCUACGCGGCAUUGCCCCAGGAUGAGGCCACCGGAGCAGGCUCCGAUCAGGCUGACCGGCGCUCGGAAUCGCCGUUGAUUUACGCCAACGUGUUCUCCCGACUGACGUUUGGAUGGAUGACGCCGAUGAUGAAGCUGGGAAAGAGCCAGUACUUGACGGAAGACGAUCUGUGGAUGUUGCCCCGGGAAGACCAGACGGAUUCGCUGACUAACCGACUCCAUCAAACCUGGAGACGCCAGCUAUCACGAGCUCCCUCGAGUCCAUCCUUGAUCCGUGCCAUCGCACAGGCUUACGGUGGACCCUACCUUCUCGCAGCACUCUUCAAGCUGAUUCAAGACAUGCUGCAAUUUACUCAACCCCAACUCUUGAGACGUCUGCUCAGCUUUGCCGAUUCAUUUUCGCCCGGUAACGAACCCGAGCCGGUCUAUCGGGGGUACAUGAUUGCCGCCCUCAUGUUCAGCUGUGGGCUGAUCCAGACCUUGUUCUUGCAUCAAUACUUCGACCGCGUCUUCGUCACCGGGAUCAGGGUCCGCUCGGGUCUGAUCGGAGUAAUCUAUCAAAAAUCGCUGGUCCUCUCAAAUGAGGAAAAGUCAGGCAGGGCCACGGGCGAUAUCGUCAACUUGAUGUCAACGGACGUCAGUAGGAUCCAAGAUAGCUGUUCCAACGGACUCAUCCUUGUCUCAGGCCUCUUCCAGAUUACUCUGGCCUUCAUCAGUCUCUACGACAUGCUGGGAUGGCCCAUGUUGGGCGGUAUCGCAGUCGUGCUCCUGAGUAUUCCGCUCAACAUUGGUCUGGCCCGACUUCAAUCUAGGCUACAGAAACUACAGAUGAAGAACAAAGACUCGCGCACUAGGUUGAUGAACGAGAUUCUCAAUAACAUCCGGUCGAUCAAGCUUUACACUUGGGAAAACGCGUUUACCCAGAAGCUUUUCGCCAUCAGGAAUGAAAGAGAAUUAGGAAUCCUCAGAAAAAUUGGUUAUCUAUCUAGUGCCAGUAUCUCCCUGUGGAAUUUUAUUCCGUUUCUGGUAGCUUUUUCAGCUUUUUCGAUCUUCUCACUCGUUGGUGACUCACCUUUGACCCCCGCCCUAGUCUUUCCAGCCAUUUCGUUGUUUCAGCUAUUGCAAUUUCCUCUGGCGGUGCUACCAAUGGUCAUCAACCAGUGGGUAGAAGCAUACGUUUCAGCCAAUCGAAUCUGCAAUUUUUUGACAAGCAAAGAACUUCAACAAGAUGCCGUCAUACGAUCUGAACACACUACUGAAGCACAAGGGCUGCCCGUCGAGGUCAAAGAUGCCAACUUCACGUGGUCUUCUGGGGCAGAUGCUACCCUUUCGGACAUCAGUCUCAGUGUGCCACAGGGCGACCUUCUAGCCGUAGUUGGGCGCGUCGGCUCCGGGAAGUCGUCUUUGCUUUCUGGGAUUCUCGGAGAAAUGUACAAGCUGUCGGGGAAAGUCCAGCUGAGAGGCAAAGUUGCUUAUGCGGCCCAGACUCCUUGGCUACUUUCUGCCACUUUGAAGGAGAACAUCUUAUUCGGGGCCGAGUAUGACAAGGAGCUUUACGAUAGCGUGAUCGCAGGAUGUGCACUGGUAGACGAUUUAGCGAUGCUGAAAGACGGCGACGAGACUCAGGUUGGCGAAAAGGGGAUUGCUCUAUCUGGCGGCCAAAAGGCGAGAAUCAGUUUGGCCCGAACGGUCUAUGCGCGCGCCGAUGUUUACCUACUAGAUGAUCCUCUGAGCAGCGUUGACGCUCAUGUGGCGCGACAUUUGUUCGAUAAAGUGAUCGGCCCCACUGGCCUUCUCCGCAACAAAGCAAGAAUUCUUUGUACCAACGCGAUCCCCUUCUGCCAACAAGCCGAUGAACUGAUCAUGGUCCGUGACGGAAAGAUCGUGGAACGUGGGACGUUCCAAAGUGUACUUGCCAACCAAGGCGACUUGAGGAAGCUAAUCGACGAGUUUGGCAAGAACACGUCUCAGGAUGACAUAUCGGACGAUCUCAAGCCGUCUGAUUCAACUAUCGCGGUUUCCGAGAAUAGCAGCAAAUCCUCAGCCAGCAAACCGCGUCAGGAGUCUGUUGCAUUGAUGAGACGACCACUUAUUACCACCUCCAAAAAUAACCAGAUGCCCAUUCUGAAAACGCGCAAGGCCCCUGGAAAAGUGUCUGAACAUAAGGAGAAAGGCUCAGUCAAAUACGACGUCUACAAAACGUACUUGAGAGCGAACGGCGUGUUUGGUGUAGGGAUUGCAUUGGGCUCAGUUGUAGUGCAGCAAAUCCUUUCUCUGGCGACGACUAUAUGGCUCAAGAAUUGGAGCUCAAGUAAUCAGACUCACUCGGACGACGACGGACCUCACCUGGGAUACUAUUUGGGAAUCUACGGCCUUCUGGGUUUCCUCACCAGUGUAACGGCUUUUGUGAACGGUGUCACUCUGUUCUCGAUCUGUGCGGUCCGAAGUGCAAAAGUCUUGCAUGAUCAGAUGUUUGCAAAGGUGUUGAGGGCUCCCAUGUCAUUCUUUGAUACCACGCCUGUUGGGACGAUUUUGAACCGAUUUUCCAGGGAUGUGUUUGUCAUCGACGAAGUACUGGCUAGAGUUUUCAGUGGAUUUCUCCGCACUUCCGCAGGCGUUGUUAGUGUUGUGGCCGUGGUUUCGUGGGCUGUACCACCGUUUCUUCUGGUUUGCAUACCUUUACUGCUAAUCUACAAGGGUAUCCAAUCGUAUUAUCUGGCGACUUCCCGGGAAAUUAAACGCAUUGAUGCUAUCACCAAGUCUCCAAUUUUUGCAAUGUUCGCUGAGACAUUGACGGGCGUGGCCACAAUCAGAGCUUUUGGAGAACAAGGCCGGUUCGUUGUAGAAAAUGAGACCAAAGUGGACCGCAACCAGGAAGCAUGUUUUGCUUCGAUUGGUGCAAACCGUUGGCUCGCCGUUCGACUAGAACUGAUCGGAAAUGUAAUGAUCCUCACUGCUGCAUCCCUGGCAGUGACAAGUCUAGCGGCGAGCAAACCUCUCGACAGCGGAAUGGUCGGGGUCUUGAUGUCCUACGCACUUUCGAUUACUCAAUCACUCAAUUGGCUUGUAAGGAGUGCGACAGAAGUCGAAACAAACAUCGUGUCUUGUGAACGAGUGGUCGAAUACACUAAAUUGAAACAAGAGGGCCCUUGGGAGACUGACGAGCACCAUCGGCCAAGCCCCAGUUGGCCAGAAAAAGGAGAAAUCGUCUAUGAAGGAGUUGAAUGUCGUUAUCGAGAUGGGUUGGAUUUGGUCUUGAAAGGCGUUGACUUCAAGGUCCAAGCACAAGAAAAGAUUGGAAUCUGCGGUCGAACAGGCGCUGGGAAAUCAACAAUUACUUUGUCGUUAUUCAGAUUGAUCGAGAAAGCGGGCGGCAGGAUUCUUAUCGACGGCGUAGACAUCAGCCAAAUCGGUUUGAACGAUCUGAGAUCAAAGGUAUCGAUCAUUCCUCAAGAUUCGCAAUGCUUUGAAGGUAGCUUGAGAGCCAACUUGGAUCCUGAAGGCUUGAAAACAGACGAGGAACUGUGGAAGGUGCUCGAGCAUUCAAAGUUGAAAGCCCAUAUUCAAUCCUUGGAGGGCGGACUGGACGCAAGAAUUGAAGAAGGUGGAAAUAACUUGAGUAAUGGUCAACGACAACUGUUAUGCUUGGCAAGGGCAAUGCUCUUGAAAUCGUCCAAGAUAUUGGUGAUGGAUGAAGCUACUAGUUCAGUGGACCCCGAAACAGAUGCCGAUAUCCAAGCAGUAAUCAGAAAUGAAUUCAAAUCGUAUACCAUCUUGGUGAUUGCUCAUCGGCUGAAUACGAUUUUGGAUUGCGAUAAGAUAUUGGUUAUCAAUAAGGGCAAAGUAGUUGAAUUCGAUUCACCGGAUAACUUGAUGAAAAACAAGGAAUCGGAAUUUUGCAAGAUGUGCCAGGAAGCUGGCCUGAUCAAUUAA